UGUGCGGGUGGAAAUAAGAUUUGAAAAUCCUUAAACAGAGCCCGAAAAAUUGUAAGAAACAGCCCCACUCUUCUCUGGUUUUCCUCUUACCUUCCACCAAUGCAAACAUGUGUAAUAAACUUUCAAACCCGGUUUCUUCCAUGUCUGAAAGUCUACCAAGACACUCUCACAAGUUACUCUUACAAACUCACUACCCAGAAAUGUACCAUCCAAACCUCCAAUCUCUCAAUCCCAAGUUCCCAUAUUUACAUCCCCACCAGCCCCCCUCUCUUCUCCUCAACUCUACCCUCUUCUCCCUCCCACUUUCCAACAAACCCAGGAACCUCAGGAUCAUCCAUUGUCUGUUUCCAACAACUACCCACCUAAAUGUUGAUGUCUCCGGCGAUCUCCGAGUCAUUUUCGCCGCCGGCGGCACCGGCGGCCACAUCUACCCGGCGGUGGCUAUUGCCGAUGAGCUCAAAACCCAAAACCCUAAAACCCAAAUCCUCUUUAUCGGAAACCCUACCGGAAUGGAGAGCACUGCCGUGCCCUCCGCAGGCUACGACUUUGCCGCCGUAGCCUCCGCCCCAUUGGCCCGCCCACUCCUCUCCCCACACAACCUCAUCAUCUUCCCCUACCGUUUGAUCAAAUCCCUAAUCGAAAGUUGGCGCCAAUUGCGCGAUUUUGAUCCCCAAGUCGUUGUUGGGACUGGUGGGUAUGUUUCGUUCCCAAUUUGCCUCGCUGCUUCUCUCAAAGGAUUGAAAUUAGUAAUCCAAGAGCAGAAUUCAGUGCCCGGUAUUGCGAAUUGGGUUCUUUCUUUCUUUGCUGAUCGAAUUUUCGUUGCUUAUGAUUCAACUAUUGAUUGUUUUCCUAGAAAAAAGUGUGUUGUGUGUGGGAAUCCAAUUCGGUUAUCUUUGCAGCAGUACGUGUCGAAGGCAGUGGCGAGGAUGAAUUUUUUUCCGGGGUUGGGGGAAAUGGGGAAUUCGGAGGCGAAAGUUGUGUUGGUUCUUGGUGGGUCUUUGGGUGCCAAUGCUAUCAAUAUUUCCCUCUUGAAUUUGUAUUAUCAGAUGUUGAUGGAGAACAUGAACUUGUUUAUCAUUUGGCAGACGGGCGUAGAAGCCUUUAAUGAGAUGGAGAGCCUUGUGAAAAACCAUUCGCGUUUGAUUCUUACUCCGUUCUUGCAUUCUAUGGAUUUGGCAUAUGCAGCUGCAGACCUUAUUGUUUCAAGAGCUGGUGCAAUGACUUGCUAUGAAAUUUUGGCCACUGGAAAACCUUCUAUUCUGAUACCAUCACCAAAUGUUGCUGAAGGACAUCAAUUCAAAAAUGCUUCACUAAUGGCAGACAUAGCAGGGUCAAGGGUCAUAACUGAAGAUGAACUUGAUUCAACAACCCUCGGAACUGCCAUUGAGGGGAUUUUGGAGAAUGAGAGUCUAAUGGCGGAGAUGUCUGAGAGGGCCCUGAAGGCUGCAAAGCCUAAUGCCUCUGCUGAGAUUGUAGAACACAUUCUUUCUCUAGUCAAGUUGUCAACAGCAAAAGAAAGGUAAAAAUUGAAGUUGUCAAGAAUGGAAUAUGAAUCACUUGUAUUUUCCAUUAGACAUGAAGUCCUUGGCAUUCACUUUCAUUCUGCUCAAAUCGAAUGCCAAUUUCCUCAACUUACUCAAAUUGGUCAAUACAAAAGCAGGCAUUGGAGUGUGGUUCAUGGAACUAGGUUAGGAUUCUUCUUUUUCUUCCAUUUUUCUAUUUUUCAAAUUGGUAAAAUUGACUCUCUGUGGCCUCAGUUGGAUAAUGUACUGAAACAUGAAAUAGCUCAUUGAAUACUUUUAGUGACCUUUCCUUGAUUAUGAUAGUGUCUUCAAAUCAUAUUGUUUGGUGAUUGUGCUUA
This is a messenger RNA of Camellia sinensis, 1861 nucleotides long. RefSeq names its product UDP-Glycosyltransferase superfamily protein. Gene Ontology annotation, biological process: carbohydrate metabolic process. Gene Ontology annotation, molecular function: undecaprenyldiphospho-muramoylpentapeptide beta-N-acetylglucosaminyltransferase activity. NCBI's taxonomy places the organism in Eukaryota, Viridiplantae, Streptophyta, Magnoliopsida, Ericales, Theaceae. The record is from RefSeq and is a predicted model, not a curated record.